UUGGGUUCUGAUCCAGAGGAGAAGCUAGCCGCUGUUGUCCUACAACUUCACGGCGAAACGUGCUGCCGCUCUGCCUUUUUUGUAGUUAUAAAACCUGAAGCAAAAUCAAGUUUAGCUGUAAAAAACAAGAUGGGUUUAACUAAAUUCCUCCUGGUUUUCCUGGUUUUCCUGAAGACGGAGCCCCUGUUCGCUCAGGUGGCGCCACCAACAAAUGUGACCCUUUACUGUCAUAACCUGCAGAACAUCCUUACGUGGGACUACGACCAAAUCACACCCGGGCUCAAAUUCAGAGUGACUAUUAACUCAGAAUCUGGACUAGACAAUUGCAAUAAGGAACUUUGGGUCGACCAACCUCCUCUGCAGGCUAACCUGUCGUUUCUGUCAGAUCCGGACAACUCCUUUUAUCUUACAGUAACAGCUGUGGUCGGUCCAGAUGAGUCGGAGGCCUCUCCGCCAGGUGGCAUCACUUUCAGCUACUUCCACGGCUCUUUGGUAGCUAAGAUAUGUUCUGUGGACCUGCCUUCUGUUACUGUUACUCCUCAGACAGAUGACCACGUCCUGUUCCGCUUCCAGCAUCCCUGGCUGCUGUACGGCAACAAGGUGUCCAAAUGUCAAACGGGCAGGAAGAAGAAAAGCAACAUGGAACAACUUCCACUUUUCAAGUAUACUGUUAAAACAACUGGCAAGGAACAACCUCACUCCUUCGAGUGUGAGGAAAGUGUGUGUGAGAAGAAGCUGCUAGUGGAUGCAGCACAGGAGAAGCACUGUCUGCAGAUCAGUGGCGAACUACAGAAGAUGUUGGUCAAACCAAAACAAGAGUACUGCACCGGGCCCAUGAAAAAACCUCAACUCGAUCACACCGCUGUCUUCAUCGGAGUCGGCGGUGUAAUCCUGCUGGCAGUUGCGUUAAUUGUCUUCAUGGUUUACCACAAAAAGACGAACUCCUCGUCUCCUUUACCUAACUCCAUUAAGACGUUCACGCCAGUAGAAACGCAGCUCACUAUACCAAGAGGUCCGGAGUGGGUCAACGUCGUAGAGAUGCCUGACUCGCCCACACCUCUGCUCACCAACAUCGAAGGGAUGGAUGAGGAACCGUUUGUUCCUUCUGUUAAUGGAUCGACAGAAAACGAUGUCCGCAUGCAAAUAGGGAUGUCGCCUGGUAACCACAGUGGGUCUGAAAACUUGGAAGGGAACGUGGAUGGAAAGGGCUCUGUAUACAUAGGAGGCAACAACUUGGAGUAUGAAGAGGAGGAGCCCGAGGCCGUUCAAAUAUCCCGCUCUCCUUACGAGAGGCGUCCGGUGCCAGUGCAGUUGGCUCCUGAUGAUCGCACUGAGGGAUACCGUGGCUGAAGGGGGAUUAGGAAAGGGCUAGUCUUCUUUUUUUUCCAAUUUUAUUUCCUUGGCAGCAAAGAAAACGACCAGGAUCUCGUCCGGUUGGGCUAUUUGACCCUUCACUGCCAUGUAGAAGAAAGGCCACAGGCUGUGUUUUGCUGAUCUAACAUCUAAGAUAUAAAAUAUAUCCACUUGA
Nematolebias whitei (Rio pearlfish) is the source of this 1528-nucleotide messenger RNA. It is a transcript of the gene ifngr1l, whose product is annotated as interferon gamma receptor 1-like. Bases 130 to 1350 code for a protein of 406 amino acids. Gene Ontology annotation, molecular function: protein binding. The transcript is spliced from 7 exons. Lineage: Eukaryota; Metazoa; Chordata; Actinopteri; Cyprinodontiformes; Rivulidae. The record is from RefSeq and is a predicted model, not a curated record.